UCGUCGCUAGCAAUUGGCUCACCACUAACAGACCCGUUCAUAAAAAUAAAAACUAUUAUUUUUCCAUCGAGCCCAGCGCUGUCCCAAAUCCAUUUCCUCUUGCCAGUCUGGGAGAUCCGAACGCCCAGGUGGGACGACCACUGAAAACAGCCCAACCGCCGGUGGAUGCGAGCGUAGCACGGGAAUAACAGCCUUGAGUCCAAAGGAUCACAACGCAGGUCACUGGCCAAACUGCAUAUUCCGAGCCCCACGGAGGAGGAGGAGCCGCCAUGAAUGCACUGCGGCAGUUCUACCUGGAGAUACCGGUGGUCACACGGGCCUACACGACGGUUUGCGUGCUGACCACCCUGGCGGUGCAUCUGGACAUGGUGUCGCCGCUGCAGCUCUACUUCAAUCCCACGCUGAUUGUGCGCAAGUUCCAGAUCUGGCGCCUGGCCACCACAUUCCUGUACUUCGGCACCAUAGGCAUUAGCUUUUUCUUCAAUAUGGUGUUCACAUAUCGCUACUGCCGCAUGCUGGAGGACGGCUCUUUCCGCGGACGCAGCUCCGACUUUGUCAUGAUGUUUAUCUUUGGCGGCGUGCUGAUGACCUUCUUCGGGAUCUUCGUCAACCUGCUGUUCCUCGGCCAGGCCUUCACAUUGAUGCUGGUCUAUGUGUGGUCACGUCGCAAUCCACUGGUGCCCAUGAACUUCUUCGGGGUACUCAACUUCCAGGCGCCCUACCUGCCGUGGGUGCUCCUCUGCUGCUCCAUGAUACUGGGCAACACCGUGUGGGUGGAUGUCAUUGGCAUGGGUGUUGGCCACAUCUACUACGUGCUGGAGGACGUCUAUCCCACAUUGUCCAACGGCUAUAGACUGAUCAAAACCCCCUACUUUCUGAAACGACUUUUCAAUGAGCACAUCGAGCGUAACUAUCAAGCAGCCGCCGAAGAUCGUCCCGGCGGCUUUCCUUGGGGCGGCGAGGGUCAGCCUCUGCUGCCGGAUCAGAUUGCGAACGCAGCUGGUGGACAGGAGCAGGAGGCCGCGGACCCGCCGCCUCCCGCUGCUGCGGCGCCGCUAUAACAAAACUAGAAAACUUGAUUGUUAAAACGUUCUUCUGUUCAAAACGACGACGACGAUGACAACAAUGUUGUGUACCCCUCCGCCACCUUCCGUUUGGUGCUUGGUGUAUUUAGGCGUAUAGUAUUGAGAGCGAGGCGUGCAAUAGUUAGCCAAAGUUGGUGCAGAGCGUGUGUGUAUGUCAUUUAUUGGUUUGUUUUCUGAUGCAGAGCCCAAUUUCCACGCAAGAUGUUCUUUAAUUUAACCCCCAAGGGAUGCUUUCUCGACAGUUUUGAACCUACACUGCACAUGUGAUUAUAUAUAUACAAACAUGCUACAAAUAAACCAUGAUGUAUAAAGUCCACAAAGAAA
Messenger RNA from Drosophila biarmipes, 1409 nucleotides. RefSeq names its product derlin-2 (gene Der-2). Bases 270 to 1061 code for a protein of 263 amino acids. Gene Ontology annotation, cellular component: endoplasmic reticulum membrane; Hrd1p ubiquitin ligase ERAD-L complex. Lineage: Eukaryota; Metazoa; Arthropoda; Insecta; Diptera; Drosophilidae. The record is from RefSeq and is a predicted model, not a curated record. The transcript is spliced from 3 exons. Gene Ontology annotation, molecular function: ubiquitin-specific protease binding; misfolded protein binding. Gene Ontology annotation, biological process: endoplasmic reticulum unfolded protein response.